UAUUUGCUUCUAAUCCUAGAAUUAGCCAUGCUGGCAAUUCAUGUCUAGUGAUUUUUAUAUUUAUUUUUAUUUUUAUUAUGUUUCAUAAGAAGAAAGGAUAUUUGUAGUGAUAUCCUAUGCUUAUUUGCUAUUGUAUUGUUAUUUGAUAUUUAAAAAAAAAAAAGAUAAUUUGACUGCGUGUGAACAGGGGCGAAAUGAACGUAAAGGCUACACACAAAGAUUUGUUCGUUUGUUUCAGUUAACGAUUUUAUUCAUUUCCACCGACCAAAGAGCUCCAGGAGUUAUACUGAACCAAAUGGCUCGCGUUGUUUGUUAGCAAGCGAAUUGUGAGCAGCAAAUCAUUGUUCCUCGAUAGCUGUUGAGCUAGCCAGUCUGCUAACGUUUCGCAUUUGUGUUAGCUACAGACAGAAGCAAUGCCGAGGUAAUUGUCAUCAAUGCAUUCGACGCCUAGCGUUUUGUGACACUGUCAGUCUCCCCACCAUGAAACUGGUUCGCCUCCUGUGUCGUCACAAGACGGCUCUGGCAAUUGCAGGAGUCUGCCUAUUUGCUGUAGUCGUCCUCUUCCUCGCCAAGUGUACCUCCGAGACCCUGAAACAGGGCCAGGUUGACCCUCCAGGCCUAGCACCCCACGCUGCCCACUCCCGGGCCAGAGCAGAGCACCCCAAGCCCCCCUCACGCCCCAAAGACCUCUCAGCCUUCCUUGUGGUCCUCAUCACCACAGGACCCAAGUACACAGAGCGGCGGAGCAUUAUCCGCAGCACAUGGCUGACUAAGAAGGACCCGGAGGUUCUAGCUAUGUUUGUGGUGGGAACAGAGGGUCUACCGGCCGAGGAUAUGGAGAACCUCAACACAGAGCAGGGCCGACACAAAGACCUGCUCUUACUCCCCGAGCUGCGGGACUCGUAUGAGAACCUGACCCUGAAGCUGCUGCACAUGUACUCCUGGCUGGAUCACAAUGUAGACUUUAAGUUUGUUUUAAAAGCAGAUGACGACACCUUCGCUCGCCUGGACCUGCUGAAGGAGGAGCUGAAGACUAAAGAACCCAGCCGGCUGUACUGGGGGUUCUUCUCAGGCUGCGGUCGUGUCAAAACUGCAGAGAAGUGGAGGGAGUCGGCUUGGGAGCUGUGUGACUACUACCUACCCUACGCCCUGGGUGGAGGCUAUCUGCUCUCCUGCGACCUAAUCCACUACGUGCGCAUCAACGCUGCCUUCCUCAAGGUGUGGCAGAGCGAGGACGUGUCACUCGGGGCUUGGCUGGCCCCCGUGGACGUCAAACGGACGCACGACCCACGCUUCGACACAGAGUUCAAGUCAAGGGGCUGUAGUAAUAAGUACCUGGUGACCCACAAGCAGAGCCUGGAGGAUAUGUUAGAGAAACAGCAGACACUGCAGAGAGAUGGGAGGUUGUGUAAAGAAGAGGUUAAACUCAGACUGAGUUAUGUAUACGACUGGAGCGUCCCGCCAUCCCAGUGCUGCCAGAGGAAGGAUGGAGUACCCUGAUAACCCCUGACCCUGUCCAUCCUCACCAAUAUUUCCCCAGGCAGUAUGGUGUUCUCCCUCAGCCUUGCUCUGCCGUCGUCCCCCACCUCCCCUCUUGUUCUGUUGCCCGUCCUCAACUAAAACAUUUGUUGCCUUCAGUUUACAUCCAUAGAAGGUGUCUGUUAUGGCAGCCCGCCUAUGAAAAGACCUGAGGAAAACAAUGUUCCCUUUUUAUAUGUUUACUUGUUUAUUUAUUCUGGAGCCCUCACGGACUAAAAUGAAGCAAACUGGUACCACAGAAUAGGACAGGAGUCAAUGUAUUUAUUAUUAACAGCAUGUUGGGAGUGAGUGUACUUAAAGGAACUGGUAUUCACCUUACUGGUAGGACAAUAAAGAGACCCAAGUUUGUUUAUUUUUACAUAUCCAUAAUCAACGUUUCAGUGAAAGUGCCGAUUUUAGCCAUUUUUAGCUCAUUUUCCACCGCAGUCCCUGGGCAGGUUAUUCAAAACAAUAACAAUACAGACAAUCAUUGAGCAGUAAACACACGCAGAGCAACAUAGGACAAGCAACACGUAGCAUGCAGAGAGAGCAAUAGCACAAAAAGCAACAAAAUACAUAAUAGCAACAAAGUGUUUUCACACCUCAAAAGCUACAAAUAACAUGGAAAGCAGCCAUACACAGCUAGUGAUUAUGUUCACAAGUGUGAUUGGCCUUGAGCAAUGUCUUCAUGUUUUUUGUGAAGUUGCGAUAGGUGCAGUUGUGUGUGUCUGAUGACACACACAACUGCACCUAUCGCAACUUCACAAAAAACAUGAAGACAUUGCUCAAGGUGUAUUCCAGACAUGGGAAGCUCUCACAGAAAAAGCAGAUUGACGAAAGGUGUUUUUCCUUCAACUGUAGUCACCUCUCAUGGCAGACCUUGUGGAUCUGCUGCCAUGGGUUUGGGUUUUUUGAAUUAACAGAAGUCCUGAGUGGAGGGGGAGCCAGGCCAUUUAGGAUCUUGCACAAGAUUUUUCCAACUCAGGAGCUCAUGCUUUCUGAGGAUGUGACAGUGAUGAUGGCUAUUGUGCUUCCUAUGAAGCACUUUGAGAGGCUGUUUGUAGAUAGACAAUGGGUUUUAAUGUUGUACAGCAAGCUUGGGCCCAACUAGUCAAGCAGUAUGUUAAGUGGGGGAGUAUCAUAGUACAGUUUUGCUACCUCAGUAGUCACAAUUUUAUAUGAAUCGGAAAAUAGCUAGGUUGAGUUACCUUUUUCACUUGCUUUUUAAAAGAGUUUGGAAUCAAGUAUGAUGCCAAUGUACUUAAAAUCAGACACCACUUGGAGCUUCUCCCCUGACACAUAGACAUCUGGUUCAGUAGCAUCAGUUGCCCUCUUUGUGAAGAACAUGCAGACUGUUUUUUUUCUUCACAUUGAGAUGCAAACAUGAGUCACUGAGCCACUUUGUAACCUGGACCAUUACAAUAGUGAGUUCUUGUGCAGCUUGGUUGCUCUUUGCAGGCACAUAUCACUAUAUCAUCUGCAUACAUUUGAACUUCAGAUCAAGUACAGACAGAAGGCAGAUAAUUAAUGUACAGGCUGAAUUAGAAGGAGCCCCAGUAUUGAACCUUGGGGCACGCCCACAUCAUAGUGGGCGACAGCUCAUUGCUAACUGACACACUUCAUUCUGUCUUCAAGGUAUAAUUUCAUCCACCUCAUUCUUGUCUAUAUUUACAAAUUCCUGGGUCUGUCUUUGAGUGAAAGUGGACCUAUUGGUGAAUGUGAUGAAAGUGAUUAUAUUGAUAUGAAUAUGGUGCUUAUUACCUAUUGAUGAGGAACAAUGGCCCAGAAUUAUACAUUCAGAGCUUGAUGGUGUUUGGAGUUGUAUUGAGGUUAAAAAUGUAUAAUGUUGGCCUCUCUCUUCUCCCCUGAUUAUUGAGAGCCUGUUCUGUUCUGCUGGGAGAUUUAACCCACCCGCUGUCUGUGUUUGGUAGACGUAUUUGCAAAGCCCAGUGAUGCCCAACAGAGCUGUGUGUGUUUUCAGCUGAGCUUCUGUAUUGGCAAUUUUCCAGCUGGCAUUACUUUUCAACAAACGAAAAAAAUAACUGCUUCCAUUAAAGAUGUUGAAAGACAUUCUAUGACUGUCCUCUCCUCAUUGUUUGUUUAAAACAUUUUGACCUAUUGAGCAUUUCAUUGAAAUGCUUUUGAAAAGUGUAUUUUUGUAAUAAAAUCUUUAUUAAGCAGUUAUUUGUUGGAAUAAAAUGCCAUCUACCUUUGUUACUAAGACAAAAGCCAGCAGACUUAGAGCUGUUUUGGCACAGUUUUCCAGAACUGAGAUGGUACUCAUAUCAAUAUGUAUACACCUAUACUUAUUGGUACUGUAUAACUGUAAUUUAGGAAUAAAUAGUAUUAUUCCACUACUGUAAGCUAUAUAACAACAUUGUCUCAGCGGGCCUAAUAUGACAGUUAAAUCUGGUCUCCCAUUACAACCUGGUCGUGUUGACUGUUAACUGUUUCCACCAUCUGUGACUGAGCAUCAACUCGCACUGGUGGUCACGGUGUAGAGGAGAUUCCAGGACGGGAUUGGUCGGAUUCCAGGAUGGAUGAGGUCAUGGAUAAUGUCAUCGUGGCCCUUGACAGACAGAGACGAACAAAUGGGCCUUUCGACAGACGUAGCUCCCUGACAGAGGAAGAGGAGAUUGUUACAUUUUUAAUAGGGCUGUCAAACGAUAAAUGCAAUCGGAUUAAUCGCAGGAUUUGCUGUUAUUAAUCCCGAUUUAUUGCAAAUUCAGAAUUUGCUUAAAAGUAAGCUGUAAUUUAAGAUUGAAAAUCAUUACAAUCAUUUUCGUCUUGAUUUGGUCCAAAAUCAGGUACAUUGAUAAAGCACACUUUAUUUAACCUCAACUGUUUUUAGCUCUAAAUGAUGUUUAGUGUAUUUAAAAUGCUUUCAGACAAUACGAUUAUUCACGGCAAAACAAUAUGUUGCACUACAAUUACAUAAAAGGUUAACUCAAGUUGACUGGUUAACUCUGACAGCCCUAUUUUUUGUUAACCAUAAUUGCCUUAGUAUUUACUGAAGAUUACAAAGUAAAUGGUUAUUAUGUAGUAAUUGCUGGGGAAAGGAAUAGGACACUUCAUUGAGGUAUUGUAUGAGUCAUCUUUAAGGUAAUAAAUUAUUGUUUCCCAUUACUAUUCAUGCUCUUUGGCAAGAUGAAAUGUUAUUGCCAACAAAAUGCACAAUAAAGAACUCACCUCUC
Oncorhynchus mykiss (rainbow trout) is the source of this 4712-nucleotide messenger RNA. RefSeq names its product beta-1,3-galactosyltransferase 6. Gene Ontology annotation, cellular component: Golgi membrane. The record is from RefSeq and is a predicted model, not a curated record. Gene Ontology annotation, molecular function: galactosylxylosylprotein 3-beta-galactosyltransferase activity. Gene Ontology annotation, biological process: glycosaminoglycan biosynthetic process; protein O-linked glycosylation. NCBI's taxonomy places the organism in Eukaryota, Metazoa, Chordata, Actinopteri, Salmoniformes, Salmonidae.